This is a messenger RNA of Fusarium poae, 1137 nucleotides long. RefSeq lists its product as uncharacterized. Lineage: Eukaryota; Fungi; Ascomycota; Sordariomycetes; Hypocreales; Nectriaceae. The record is from RefSeq and is a predicted model, not a curated record. The transcript is spliced from 3 exons. The coding region runs from base 1 to 1137 and encodes 378 amino acids. Gene Ontology annotation, molecular function: D-amino-acid oxidase activity; FAD binding.
AUGUCUACUCUUAGCCCACCCCAUACUACAGAGUCCACUAUCGUGGUGAUCGGUGCCGGGAUCAUCGGCUUGACCAGUGCCCUCAAGAUCCAACAGUUAAUAGCAGAUUCUCCAUCUGCAGCACCAACAUCAGUACUUCUUGCCGCUAAAGAAUGGCCGACUUCAAUUCCUGGAGCUCCAAUUGCUCACUCGGCUGACUAUGCUUCUAUGUGGGCUGGCGCUCAUGUCAGACCCAUCCCCGCAUCAACGCCACAGCUUCGCCGUGAAGCGAAAUGGGUAAAAGCUACUGUCGCUGAACUGGAGAAGCAUCGCCAGAGUGAACCUGGAGUAGGAAUUCGUCGUCUUCCGGGAAUCGAGUACCUGGAGGAUCCAUCCGCCGAAUACCUAAAGCAAGAUAAGCUUAGCUUUACUACCGAGACCGGAUUACCGGGAUAUCGCAAGUAUGAGACUCAUGAACUUCCAGAGGGUGUAAAGCUCGGAUUCGAGUAUGAGACGUAUUGCAUCAACGCGCCAUUGUACAGCGCCAACCUCCUUCGAAAGUUUAUCGUUCAAGGAGGAAAGACUGUUCAGCGGGAUCUCAAGAGUGAAUGGGAGGCUUUCAUUCUGGCGCCACAUGUGAAGCUUGUUGUAAACGCCAGCGGAAUGGGGUUUGGGGACACAAAGUGUUUUCCCAUUAGAGGUCAAACGGUAUUGACAAACCUUACUGCCGCUGAUAAAACCAUCACAACACAAAAGAAAGACGGAACAUGGAGUUUCAUCAUCCCGAGAUCGUUCAACGGCGGAACAGUCAUCGGUGGUACCAAAGAAAUGGGCAACUGGGAUCUUGAACCAUCACCAGAAACGCGCACACAGCUACUAAAGGCUGCCCAAUCCAUCAUACCUCAAGCUUGUGGCAAGGAACAAGACACUGGUCCGCUCAAGGUGAUCAAGGAUGUCGUUGGAAGAAGACCAGCUCGUGAGGGAGGUAUGAGGGUCGAAACAGAAGCAAAAGAUACUACUUGGGGUGUCAAACAUGUUGUACACGCUUAUGGAGCUGGCGGACGUGGUUAUGAGCUUUCUUGGGGCGUGGCGAGUGAAGUCGCGGAGUUUGCGAAGGAAAUACUUGGGUCGCAAUCGGCGGCGAAGGCAAAGCUCUAG